CGUGCUGCUCCUGGCGCCAACAAAGUUGCCGCUGCUGCUGCCGCCGCUGUGACCACCACCACCACCACCAACUUUACUUCCACUUGCACCUCCACUCUCAAACUUUUGACUCUAUCCGUCCGUCAGGUCCGUCUUCCGCGGCCGAAAAAAGAAAACAAAAAGCGCACAAGGAACAAUCGUGGAUUUUGGGGGAGGGUGGGGGGAAGUGCCUCUGUCGUGAGCCGGACUGAACGGACAGGGCCGAGGGGAGCGAGAAGCGUCGUCUCUCGCCAGGGAGACAUCGGAGCUCGUUGUAAACGCCGCUGCAAGAAGUUGCCAUGGCGACUGCCGACCAGAUGGAUGAGGAGACCGUCGGAGAUGAGUUCGGUGACCUCAUCCGCUCGCGCUGUGAUGAGAGGGAAGACGUGCAGAAGAAGACGUUUACCAAGUGGGUGAAUGCGCAGUUCGAUAAGGCUGGCAAGACGCCCAUAGAGGACCUGUUCACCUCCCUGCGCGAUGGCCGGAGGCUGCUCGAGUUGCUGGAAAUCAUUUUGGGCCAGAAGUUGUCCAAGGAACGUGGGACAUCGCGGGUACAUGCCCUGAAUAAUGUCAACCGCGCUCUGCAGGUGCUGCAGAAAAACAACGUGGAGCUCGUGAACAUUGGAGGCGCCGACAUUGUGGACGGCAACCACAAGCUGACGCUCGGCCUCAUCUGGAGCAUCAUCAUCCACUGGCAGGUAAAGGAUGUGAUGAAGGAUGUGAUGGCCGACUUGCAGCAGACGAACAGCGAGAAGAUCUUGCUGGGCUGGGUGCGCCAGUCGACGCGGGACUAUCGCCCCGUCAACGUCGUCAACUUCACCACCAGCUGGUCGGACGGGCUGGCCUUCAAUGCCCUCAUACACAGCUACAGGCCUGACCUCUUUAACUGGAAGACCGUUGCCAACCAAAUGACGGUCACAGAGAGGCUCGACAACGCCUUCAAUGUCGCCCAGGACCAUCUGAACAUCGCCCGCCUUCUGGAUCCGGAAGACGUCGAGACGGCCCACCCGGACAAGAAGUCAAUUCUCAUGUACGUGACGUCGCUCUUCCAAGUGCUCCCCAAGCAGGUGUCAAUGGAGGCCAUCCGAGAGGUUGAGACUCUCCCACGGGCAGUGGCGCCGGCCGGGGCGGAGGGAGAGCAGAGGUACACCCACCAGAUCACGGUUAGCCUCUCCCAGAGCAAUGUCACGGCUUCCCCAAAACCUCGCUACAAAACCUUCCUCUACGCGCAGCAGGCCUACGUGCUGUCCCCCGAGAGACAGAGGCGGGGCGUCCCGUCGCAGAUGGUGACGUCGGAGGAGGAGGAGAACACGAGCUCACGGCCCGAGACGCCCAGCACCAUCACGGAGCUGGAGGGCGAGGUGGACCUCGAGAGUUACCAGGGCGCCCUAGAGGAAGUGCUCACCUGGCUGCUGUCCGCCGAGGACACCCUGCAGGGCCAGCCCGACAUCUCGGCCGACGUCGAGGAGGUCAAGGAGCAGUUCCACGCGCACGAGGGCUUCAUGCUGGAGCUGACGUCGCACCAGAGCAGCGUGGGUAACGUGCUGCACGCGGGCAACCAGCUGCUGGCCGAGGGCAAGCUGGGCGAGGACGAGGAGAGCGAGGUGCGCGAGCAGAUGAACCUGCUGAACUCGCGCUGGGAGAGCCUCCGCGUCGCCAGCAUGGACCGCCAGUCGCGGCUGCACGAGGUGUUAAUGGCGCUGCAGCAGAGGCAGCUGACGGAGCUGGCGGACUGGCUGAGUCGCACGGAGGAGAGGAUCCGCAAGCUCGACACCCACCCCAUUGGGCCCGAGCUCGACUCCGUGAAGGCGCAGAUCGAAGAGCACAAAUCCUUGCAGUCGGACCUGGAGCAGGAGCAGGUGCGUGUGAACUCUCUCACGCACAUGGUGGUGGUGGUGGACGAGAACUCGGGAGAGAACGCAACAGCUGCCCUCGAGGCCCAACUGCAGUCCCUGGGGGAGCGCUGGGCGGCCGUGUGCCGCUGGACAGAAGAUCGCUGGCGCCUCCUGCAGGAGAGUCUCGUGCGGUGGCAGCAGUUCACCGAGGAGCAGGUGCUGUUCGAUGCCUGGCUGACUGAGAAGGAGGAUGCCCUCAGCAAAGUUCAGACUGGGAACUUCAAGGACCAGGCUGAGAUGGUUGCGAAUGUCCGAAAACUCGCCAUCUUGAAGGAGGACAUGAGCAUGAAGCGGCCGGCGCUGAGCAAGCUGAGCAUACUAGGCCAGGCGCUGGUCACGGCCAUGGGCAACGAGACAACCGCCAGGGACAUUGAGAAGAAACUGGACGAGUUUGCGCAGCGCUGGGACAACCUGGUUCAGAAGCUGGAGGGACACUCCAAGCUGGUGUCGCACACAGUGAGCCAGACCCAGUCGUCGGUCACCCAGUUGACGGUACUGGAGACGGUGACGGUGAUCAGCAGCAGCAGCAGCAGCAGUCGCGAGCAGGUGCUGGUGAAGCACGGGCGGGAGGAGCACGUGCUCGCCCCGCCCACCAAGAAGCCCUUCCUCGACCCCGAGCUGCACAAGAGAUUUGACACCGAGGUGCAGGAGCUCAACAGCUGGAUCAGCAGAGCGGAGACCACACUCAACUCCCCCGAGUUCUCCACCUUCAAGAAGUCUGGCGACGUCUCGGACCUCCAGGAGAAAGUUAACGGAGUGGAGAGGGAGAAGGCAGAGAGACAGAAGAAGCUCCACGAUAUCCCGAACACCGCGCAGACGCUGGCCGAUCAGAUGUCACAAGACGGUGUCCCCACGGAGGAGGUUCAGAGGGUGCUCAACGAGCUAUCUACCCGCUGGGAAGCGCUCCUGCGGUUGCUAGGCGACCGCAAGGCCUGGCUAGUCUACCAAGGCCUGGUGCUGGAUUUCGAGCGCGACGCGCGCACCGCCGAGCGGGGCCUCGCCGGGGCCGAGGCGCUGCUGCAGCAGGGCCCGGGCGACACCGGCGACGCGGCACACCUGCGGCACCGGAUCGGCGAGCUGCAGUCGGAGCUGGAGAAAGUGCGAGGCAUGAAGGGCGAGGUGGAGAGGCUCGGCGUGCAGGCCAGCUCCCUGAAGCUCCGCGACGGGGCCCUCGCUUUCCUGGACGCGGAGUUCGUGCAGCUCAACAAGCGCUACGCGCAGGUCAUGUCUGAGCUGGAGGCGAAGAAGGGACAGCUGCAGACAGCCCUGGACAGCCUCCCUCCACCGCAGUACGCUGAGACGCUCGCAGCGCUCAAGGCCUUCCUGCAGGAUGCGGGCACUCGCCUCGGGCAGAUCCCCGCGUCACUGGGCGACUUGGAAGUCAUGGACAAACGCCUGAAAGAGCUAAAGGGGCUGUCAGCCGCCCAGCGCGAGAGACAGAGCUCCUUGGAUUCAGCGAGGGUCAUGGCCGAGGAGUUGAGCCGGCGAUCUCGCCCGGACGCCGCUCGCAAGCACCGCGCCGAGCUGGAGCCGAUCGUGGAGCGGUGGAGCAAGCUGUCCACGCAGCUCCCGGAGAGGAUGCAGCGAGCGGAGGACCUCUCUGCCAAACUUGGGAAGUUCAAGGCGGAGUGCCAGGCCCUUCGCAAGUGGAUGGAUGAAGUGGACGUGUUUUUGCGAGAGGAGCGCCCGGCCCUCGGGGACACCGACACCCUGGAGAAGCAGCUGGACCAGUGCGGCGCGCUCGUGAGCGACAUCAACACGCUGCAGCCCAGCCUGCGCAGCAUCCAGGACCUGGGCCAGAGCCUCAAGGGCCAGGCAGAGGCGCCGCUCGCCACGUCCAUUCAGGCGGAGCUCUCGGCCAUCUCCUCGCGCUGGGACACGGUCUGCAAGCAGGCGAGGGCUCAGAAGCAGGUGCUGACGGAGGCUCUGGCUCGCACGCGGGAGCUGCGCAAGGACCUGGCGGAGAUGCAGGAGUGGAUCACGCAGGCCGAGGAGGAGUACCUGGAGAGGGACUUCGACUGCAAGACCCCCGAUGACCUCAAGUCUGCGGUCGCCGAGCUCAAGCGUGCCAAUGAGGAGCUGUCACACAAGGAGGUGAAGGUGAAGAUACUGAAGGAUGCCGUGACUUCGUUCGUUGGCAAGAGCUCAGGACCCGGGCGUGACAAGAUUAUGGGCGAGCUGUCGGCUGUGUUGGCAAACUACCAGCGCCUUUGCAGCCGCCUUCAGGGCAAGCACACAAUGCUGCAGGAGGUGUGGGCGUGCUGGAGCGAGCUUCUCUCCUACCUGGAGGUGGAGAACAGGUGGCUGGAUGAUUUGGAGGGCGCAAUCAAGCGUGCGGACCUUUCCCAGGGAGACCCGGAUGCGCUCUCCGCCGCUCUGAGUUCCCUGGACGUGCUGCUGGCCCACCCGACGGACAACAGGACCCAUGUGCGUGAGCUCUCGCAGACACUCAUUGAUGGCGGCAUCCUGGACGACAUCAUCGGAGAGAAGCUGGCGGCCUUCAAUCUCCGCUGGGAGGAGCUCACCCAGCAGGCCGCCCAGCGCCGCGGCGCUCUGUCCCGGCUGCAGCACGACCGGCAGGAGACGGACCGCGCGCUCCGCACCGUCGCGGACGGCCUCUCUGAGCUCGACCGUCAGCUCGCCAAGCACCUGGCCGACAAGGUGGAUGCGCUGCAAGUCCCGCAGGAGGCGCAGAAAAUUCAGACGGCUCUCAAGACGUACGAACUGAGCCUUCAGCAGCUCGGAGCAGAGGGUCGCUCUCCACGCCUCAAGGGCCAGCUGGAAUCUACGCAGAAAAAGCUGGGGCAGGUGGAGACAAAAUUCCGUCUCUUCCAAAAGCCGUUGGACUUUGACCGGCGCGUGACGGAGUGCCGGCGCAUCUUGACGGACGUGAACUCGGAGGUGCCGCUCGUGAAAGUGUCGAGUGCCGAGCCGGAGGGAACCCAGGCCCAGCUGGAGCACUGCAUGCAAUUGUACAAGACGCUGAGCGAGGUGAAGACCGAGGUGGAGGCUGUGAUCAAGACCGGGCGGCAGAUCGUGCAGAAGCAGCAGACGGAAGACCCCCAGGAGUUGGACGAGCGGCUCACCUCCCUCAAGCUGCUCUACAAUGAUCUGGGUGCCCAGGUGACCGACAGCAAGAGCGACCUGGAGAAGGCGCUCAAGCUGGCGCGCAAGCUGCGAAAGGAGAUCGCCGCCCUCACCGAUUGGCUGGCGGCCACCGACUCGGAGCUGACGCGCCGCUCCGCCGUGGACGGAAUGCCCGAGAGCCUGGAGACGGAGCUCGCCUGGAGUCAGGCGACGCAAAAGGAGAUCACCAAGCGGCAGGGCUCGCUGGCGGCCGCGGCGGACACGGGCGCAGCGCUGCAGUCUCUGCUCAAGGGGCCCGAGGGCUCGGCCAUCGACGACAAGCUCAGCCUCCUCAACAGCAACUGGAUCGCGGUGACGGCACGCGCCGAGGAGUGGCUCAACCUGCUGCAGGAAUACCAGGCCCAGAUGAACAGCUUCGACCACAACAUUGCGGAUAUAACCACGUGGAUAUACCACUCGCAAGUUAUGAUGGACGACGCGGAGAAGCUGUCGGCCCAACAAAGGGAUGAUGUGUUUAAGCGUCUGCAGUCGGAGCUGCCUGGUACGAGCCAUAAGGUGGAGGUGGUGCACGACCAAGCGGGCGAGCUGAUGGCAAACCGCGGCGAUUACUGCCGCCGACUCGUGGAGCCCAAGGUGACCGAGCUCCAUCAGAGGUUCAACUCCGUCGCUCAGCGCAUCAAGACCAGGAAGCCCAUAUCGGUGAGCCCGGUCCCAGUGGUCGCCACACGCGAAGCUGAGACGGUUCCUGCGUCCCCUCCGGCCAGCGAUGUAAUUCAGCAGAAAGUGGAGCAACAGAGGCGACUCUUGGAGGCCAGAAAGCCGAUUGGCUCAAGCCACGCCAAAGGCAGCUACCGAUUGGCUAGCUUGUCGUCUGUUCGGUCAGAAGAGAACUCGCCCGCUCCCCACAGCACCAAAUCCCCCUCCCAUAUCGUCUCGCUACAGGGAGGGGAGCGCAUGGCGUUUGGCGACGGCACGGACGGGCCCACGUCGCCGGAGGCCGCUGCUACCGCCGGCAUCGUCUUUGCGGCGGCCUCUCGCGAACAGGGCCUGGAGCACGCCCUGAGGCAGCUCGACGCGGACAUUCAGCGCGGGGAAGAUUUGUACGAGGAAGAUUUUGAAGAAGGAAAGGAGGAUGUUGUUGAGGGUUUGGUGGAAGAGGCUUUGAAGACGGGGGAGCAGCUACUGAAAGAAACGAAGGAUGAAAGCGAGAGGGAGAGAAUCGGUGCCAAACUCAAGGCGCUGAGGAACAAGUAUGCGACGAUAAAGGAGGUCAAGAUUGUACGUCGACAGAAGGUGAUGGAGAUAUGGCCAAGUUGGUACCAGUACAGGCGGGAGACGGAUGAUAUGAUGCAGUGGUUGGAUGACACGGAGCAGAGACUCACUGGAAUGGAGGGGACGCCCAAUGAGCUGGAAGUUCAGGAGCUGGUGAAGCAGCUGGAGGAGCGCAGGGAGGGCUACGAGACGCUGCAAAGGCGGGCGCAGCAGCUGGCACGCGGUGGCGCCGCCAAAGCUCUGGAGCCCAACAUGCUGCGCCUCACCAAGCGCUGGCGGGACCUGGAGAGCCACUUCCUGCAGUUCCGCAGGGCGCAGCACCAGACGCAAACGGUGUUCAGCGAGACAACGGUCACCGUGACGACGGUGGGGUUGCCAGGGCAGCAGCACCAGCAGCCGACGGGAACUGCCGAGUACCUGCUGGACAUUAACGAGCUGUUGCUGUCGUUAGCGAGGGCCGAGCAGGCCCUGUACGGACCCGAGCUGCAGGGCGGCGAGUUCGAGGACUUCUCGCGACAGGAGGCCACGCUGAAGAGGAUCCGGACAGAGCUGGACGGCGUGGAGGACGCCAUGCUGGGCGUGCGGGAGAGGCAGCCGGCCAUGCUGAGGGCUGCGUCGGCGGCCGAUGUGCCUCGCAUCGGGGCGAGCCUGACCCGCCUCGACACGGAGCGCUCGCGCGUCAACCAGGCCUACGACACGCGCAAGCGGCGCUUCGAAGACGCCACGGAACGCUGGCAGCAGCUGCACCGCGACAUGGUGUCCACGGUGCAGUGGCUCAACGGAGCGGAGCAGAUCGUCGGCGAGGUGCAGAGGACUGACGUGGAGCCAGCGUCCGCCGUGGCUCACCUGAAGAACCUGGAGGAGCAGAUAGAGCAGCAGUGGCCAGCAGUGGUAGCCCUUGGCUCAGCGGGCGAGGAGAUAAGAAGGCAGUGCUCCCCGGCGGACGCGUGUGUUCUUCGCGAGCGCCUCGCUGAGGUUCAGCGCCGCUGGCAGGAAAUCUGCUCAGCGGUCCCUCGCUGCCUCGAACGGUUUGAGGAGGGGACAUCUCUGCAAGCGUCUCUGCGUGAGAGGAUUGAAAGCCUCUCCCGCUGGCUGGACGAAGCCCAGAGAAUUGUGGGUAUUCAGCCGGACCCAGACAACGAGAUCCAAAUCCAGGAAACCCUGGAUAAGGUCAAGGGAAAGCUGAACGAGUUGGCAGAGCGGCAAGCAGAGCUGGCCAGGCUGGACCACAGCACAAAGGACCAGCCUCAGGGGCCCCGGCUGUCUCAUGACCAGAGGGAAGGCCUGAGAGCGGAUCUACGGCACCUCAACACCCGCUUUGCCACGGUGUCGGGCACGCUUCCGGAGCGGGACAGGCACCUGUCGGAUCUCCUGCGCACUCUGACGGAGCUGCAGCAGGAGGUGAGGCAGCUGGGUGCCUGGACUGCCUCCACCAAGGAGCAGCUGGUGACCUUCCAGCGGGCGGGCGUUCCCGCCGACUCGUCCCUGCAGGCCGCUGAAGAGACGGUGCGAGCCAAGAAGGCCGAUGUAGAGGAGACAAUCUCAAAAGCGGAGCGGCUGGAGAGGAAGGAGACUCUAAAUCCAGCCGCAAAGGAGCGGCUGGUACAGCUCAAAUCCGACUGGGCAGUUUUGAAUGACCUGCUCAAAGACCUCAAGCAGGCAACGCCUGAGGUGAAGAAAGUGCCCGGAGCCCACACAGCUGUACAGACCCUCACCGUGGUGACGGUUACCAAGGAGACGAUCGCCAUGAAGCCCGAGGCGGGCGCCACGGCGACGCCGCCGCUGGCGGCCGAGCUCACCGAUUGGCUCACGCUGCAGGAUCACAUGAUCCGCUCGCACGUUGUCACCGUCGGGGACCUGGACGAGAUAUCGGAAGCAAUACGGAAGCUGCAAAGGGUGUUGGCAGACCUGGACCAGAGGCGACCUCAGUUGGAAGAGCUCAUCACGAUAUCUCAAAACUUGAAGAACAAAACGGGUGACCCAGAGACUCGAGCUAACCUCACUGGAACCAUCGACCGCGCGAUGACGCUGUACGAGGACCUGCAGCGACGCGUCGCCGGGCGGCAGGCCCAGCUGCAGGAGAUGCUGCACGACUCGGCGCAGUGGCACGAGGGCCGCCAGGAGGCCGAGCGGCUCGUGGCCGCGGCCGAGGGACGCCUGGCGCGCCUGGCGCAGCCCCCUGCCAACUCGAGCGAGCACAUCGCGAGGCAGAUCGGCGAGCUCAAGAGUUUGGCCAAGGAGCUCCGACAGUGGCAGAUAAGCGUCGACGCGGCGAACGACCUCGCCCAAAAGCUGCUUCGCGACUACUCCGCCGAUGACACCCACAAAGUCGAAGAGAUGACGGGGAAACUCAACAUGGCUUGGUCGGACAUCAUCCGACGCCUGAACGACCGCGAGGCCGCCCUGGAGCAGGCCGGCAAGCGCGUUCAGCAGUACCACCUGGACCUGGAGCGCUUCCUGGCGUGGCUCUCCGAGGCCGAGACCACGGCCAACGUGCUGGAGGACGCGAGCCAGAAGGAAGGCGUGCUGGAGGGCUCGCGGGACGCACGCAACGUCCAGCGGCAGUGGAAGGAACUGCAGGCAGAGAUCGACGCCCAUCAGGAGGUCCAGCGAGGGCUGGACGAUGGCGGCGCGCGAGUGGUGGCCUCCCUGCAGGGCACGGAGCCAGCCGCCCAGCUCCAGCGCCGGCUGGACAACAUGAACCGCCGCUGGGCCGACCUCAAACGCAGGGCGCUCACCAUCAGGGCUCGCCUGGACCGGGAUACCGAGCAGUGGGGGCGACUCGGUCUCUCGCUGGAGGAACUCAUCGCCUGGGUGGACCUCAAGGACUCGGAGCUCGCGAGCGAGAUGCCCAUCGGUGGAGAGGUGGCCAUAGUGCAGCAGCAGCUGGACAACCACAGGGUCUUCCGCCGGGAUCUGACCGGGAAUGAGCCGACGAUCUUCAACGCGCUGGAAGCUGCUCACAUGUUCCUGGCGGAGCAGCCUAUCGAGGCUCCCACCGAGCCUUUCCUCGAGCAGAGAGACAUUACGCAGGAGGAGCCCGGUCGCGCGUUCGCGCGGUCCGUCCGCCGCCAGGCUCUGGAACUGCAGCAGAAGCAGGAGCGACUGUGGGCCCUCUCCGACGACUGGCAGCGGCGCCUCGAGCACGCGCUGGAGCGGCUGGCCGAGCUCCAGGACGGUGCCGACGGCACAGUGGUUCGCCUGCGCCAGGCCGAGAUGCUGCGCGACUCCUGGCCGCCGGUCGACCAGCUGCUGGUCACGUCCGUUCCCGAGCAGGUCGCCGCGGUGCAGGCGUUCCGGGCGGAGAUCGCUCCACUGCAGGAGGAGGUGCGGCAGGUGAACGACUUAUCACGCCGGUUUCCGCCGCUCGACAUCCAGCUCUCGCCCGCCAACCUGCACCGCAUCGAAGACGUCAACAUCCGGUGGAAACGCCUGCAGAUCUCCAUAGAGGAGAGACUCAAACUGCUUAUCGAAGGAACGCAGACCGAGACCACGACGCAGAGGGUCCUGUCAGAAUCUGUCCAGACUCCCUGGGAGAAGGCCGUUUCCACCACCAAAGUGCCCUACUACAUCAACCACCAGACUCAGACAACUUUUUGGGACCAUCCCAGAAUGACCGAACUCUACCAAUCACUAUCUGACCUCAACAACGUGCGAUUCUCGGCCUACCGCACCGCCAUGAAGCUACGGCGACUCCAGAAGGCACUCUGCUUGGACCUCGUGAGCCUGGAUGCGCUCACCAACGUGUUCGAGCAGUCGGGCCUCAAGCAGAACGACCGCCUCAUGGACGUGUCGGAGGCCGUCGGCUGCCUCACCACCAUCUACCAGGGCCUGGAGCGCAAGCACAGCGACCUGGUGAACCUGCCCCUCUGCGUCGACAUGUGUCUCAACUGGCUGCUCAACGUUUACGACACGGGGCGUGGAGGCAAGAUACGAGAGCUGUCCUUCAAGACAGGGCUCGUUUCUCUAUCCAACGCUCACCUCGAGGACAAGUACAGAUUCCUGUUCAAGCAGGUGGCGAGCGUGUCGGGCCUCUGUGACCAGCGGCGCCUGGGCCUCAUGCUGCACGACGCCGUGCAGAUCCCGCGGCAGCUCGGCGAGGUCGCCUCGUUCGGGGGCAGCAACAUUGAGCCCAGCGUGCGCAGCUGCUUCCAGUUCGCUAACGGGCGGCCCGAGAUCGAGGCGACCAUGUUCCUGGAGUGGAUGCGGAUGGAGCCACAGUCCAUGGUGUGGCUACCCGUACUGCAUCGGGUGGCCGCCUCGGAGACCGCCAAGCACCAGGCCAAGUGCAACAUCUGCAAGGAGUGUCCCAUCGUUGGCUUCCGGUACCGGAGCCUGAAGCAUUUCAAUUAUGACGUGUGCCAAAGCUGCUUCUUCUCCGGCCGGACAGCCAAGGGCCACAAGCUCAGCUACCCGAUGGUGGAAUAUUGCACGCCGACCACCUCCGGCGAGGACAUUCGGGACUUUGCUAAGGUGCUGAAAAACAAGUUCAAGUCCAAGAAGUAUUUUGAGAAGCACCCACGGAUAGGGUACCUGCCCGUGCAGACGGUGUUGGAGGGAGACGACCUUGAAACUCCAGUCACUGUCAUCCGUUUGGUGCCCGUUGCGCUUGCGCCGUCUCCAUCUCCGCAGCUCUCGAACGAAGACACCCAUGCCCGCAUCGAGCACCUGGCCAGCAGGUUGGCAGAGAUGGAGUUCAAGAACGGAUCUUUCCUGAAUGACAGCUCGCCCAAUGAGAGCUUGGAGGACGAGCACUUGCUGAUCCAGCACUAUUGUCAGAGCCUGAGUGGAGAAUCCCCAGGCAGCCAGCCGCAGAGCCCCGCACAGAUCCUCAUUUCUCUCGACAGCCAAGAGCGCAGCGAACUCGAGCGCAUCCUGCGGGACUUGGAGGACGAAAACAGGAGCCUGCAGUCGGAGUACGAUCGCCUGCGGCAGAAGCAGGAGCUGGGUGGCCUGGGCGCGCUGCUGCCGGCCCCUCCCACCAUGCCACCUGAGAGCCCCCGUGACUCGGAGCUCAUCGCAGAGGCCAAGCUGCUGCGGCAACACAAGGGUCGGCUGGAAGCUCGCAUGCAGGUGUUGGAAGAUCACAACCGUCAGCUCGAGUCCCAGCUGAUUCGCUUGCGGCAGCUGCUGGACCAGCCCCAGCAGGAAGGCAGGGUUAAUGGAACGCCGGCACUGCCGUCGCCACCGCCGCCACCACCGCCCCCACCACAGGAGGAAUCCCACCCUCUGAGUAAUGGAGGAUCUGGAGGUCUGCGCCCUCCGGAGCCCACAGAGGUUCGCCCAAGGAGCCAGCUCAGAGAGGUGACGAUGUAGGCACGGGUGUCCCGACGGACGAGGAUGCCGCAGGGGGCCUCGUCAGCGUCUUGCCAGCCCAGCAGGACACUGCAGGCAGGGAGUAGGGGAUGCCCAUUCGUUGCCCGCCAUCCCCACGGACAUCCCAAGGAAGGCGUGCAUUGCUCUUCUGCACACGCGAUCUGACCAUACAGCACCUGCUUUUGUGCAUCCAUCUCACCAAUCCGACCUAACAAUCCGCAGCUCCAAUAUUGUACUCUCCCCUUUGCUUUGCACAUCACGAAGGCAAUGAUGGAAAUAAGACAAAGAGUGAGGAAGUGUGCUUUUUUAUAUAUAUUUUCUUCUUUUAUUUCCAAUAUGGAAAGUUGAAAUGGCCUAUUGGCUCACGCUCCAACUUUGUAAAUCUCAACACCUGUGUUUAAGCCUGUUGUUGGUCAGUGAAUGGGAGUUUUCCAUGCUAUGCAAUUGUGUACACAUGUAAGAAAAUGUCACCUUUCACUAGCUGCUGACAGCCCAGUGCUGCCCUAUUUGACUGCCCUUUGUGAGGCCACAUUUUCUCCGGAUUGUUAAAAAUGAAUGUUUGUAAUAAUAAGAGUUAUAUACUGAAAAGAAGACGAGAAAAACACACACACAAAAACAACAAAAAAAACUUUACAAUAACAAAGGGUACUUUUAUUAAAAAAAACGUAAAUCGAAUUGAAAAAUGAGAUAUUGUAGGGUUUAUACAGUGUAAAAAUAUAAAAACAAAUGUUUUAGCAUCAAUGGGUUUAUUCAUCGGUGUAUGUCUACUUUUAGAAGUUAAUUCACCCAAGCCACCGUAUUUCUGGAAACGACUUGCAACGUGCAUCGCUGAAGAUGAUCAGAAUGAGAUUUUUUAUUAAAAUCAGAAAGUGCAUCAUAGUGCUUCAUGGUAAAAAAAUCAUAGGUUCCACUCAAUGUUGAUGGGUUUUGGCAAAUCGUGGGUGUGUUUUUAAGUGAAGCUUCUUACAAUAUCCCGUCACACGGAGCACAAGCUGGUGACUUGCUGGCACGAUCAAUACAGAGAGCUGAUGCUCAUUUUCCACCAUGAAAAAAAUUGGAUAUUAAGAGCAAAAAAAUCCCCACCACACCCGACCUUUUAAAUAAAUGUUCCUAAAAUUUAUUAUAAAACAGACAAUUUUAAUGUUUAUUUACUAAUUGUACAUUAGAGUUUUUUGACAGGCAUACACUCAAAAAUUACCAUGUGGUGUUUUCUGCGAUGCUUCGGUGAUUUUUUUUUUGUUCAGACAGAAAAAAAAAUUAUCCGCACUCUUAUUUUCAACGUAUUUUAAGUUGAAGUGCGCGCAUGUAUCCACCCAUGAGUUUUCUGACGGCAAAAUACUAAAAACCGAUUAGGGCAGAAGGUUUUCACCUAUACGAGCUUUAACGUUGAAUCUCUUGUAUUCCAGACAUUACACAGAGUCCCCAUGCCUGCUUGUCAAAGCGCGCACGCUUCCAGGACUCGGCAUACAGGCCCGUUCAUGUUCACCCUUUACUGCUACUUUUUAUAGUUACACAUCUGCCUUCACUGUGACGCAAGUUGAAAAGAACAACCGUGUCCUGCUCACUCUUGAAGAACGCCACCUGUCCACGUGAACUCAUUACCCAUUUUUAUUUUAUCUUACCAGGUAAGGCCCAUUGAGCUAUGCGGCUCUUCUUCAGAAGCGACCUGGCCACGAAUGAUUGCUCGACGAAUGUGGCUUAUCACGUGGACAUUGAUAGCAGCCAAAUCGUCUAAACUGCACGUUCCAUUCUAAACUGCAAAUAUACAACAGGCGUCAGGGUCGGUGUCGAACACCAUGAACCUCCUGCACACCAGGCGAGGGAGUUAACAUCUCGGGCAGGCACCCCUGAAACCGCCCCACUCAGCGCACACGCGACCCCCGUCAAAACCAUCGCUCGACAUUCUCUCACACGGCUGUCACGGCGCAAUGUUUGGACAAAAAAGCGCGCGGCUUUUCUUUUCGCGCCUUUGAGAUCGCUUCGCAAAAAUCACGUUACGUAAUCUAAUUUUGUAUGUUACGAUCCUUUAAAGAUAAAAAAACACGUAAAAACCGAAAAAAAAACGACGCGAUCACGAUGAUGAUGAGAUGAGAGGGGGGAAAAAAAACCACAUGUAUGCCAAAUAAUGCGGAGCAGCGUGCAGCUGGUGUGUGUGUGUGCGCGCGCGCGUGUGUGUGUGUGUGCGCGCGUGUGUGUGCCAUAUUUUAUAUACGGGAGUCGCAACAAGAUUUGUCUCCUAUUGCAAAGGUGCCUUACUUCAUAUACUCUCCAUUACAAAAGCACUGCACGCAAACAGGCAGCAACAUACCUAUAUGGUGUGUUCGUAUGUGGCGGCCGUGUGUGUGUGUGUUGAAAACUUUAAUCGUUUUGACGGUAUAUUCUAACAUUUGUUUUCAGUUUUGUUUUAUUUUCUGAUGUAACACACUACAUUACUAUAAUAAAGACAAAUAUAUUAAAAUA
Molecule: messenger RNA, 14048 nt
Organism: Petromyzon marinus (sea lamprey)
Lineage: Eukaryota; Metazoa; Chordata; Hyperoartia; Petromyzontiformes; Petromyzontidae
Product: dystrophin
Biological process (GO): skeletal muscle tissue development; muscle cell development; neuron development
Cellular component (GO): sarcolemma
Molecular function (GO): protein binding; zinc ion binding
Source: RefSeq, a predicted model, not a curated record